Molecule: messenger RNA, 745 nt
Organism: Bubalus bubalis (water buffalo)
Lineage: Eukaryota; Metazoa; Chordata; Mammalia; Artiodactyla; Bovidae
Gene: EIF4E
Product: eukaryotic translation initiation factor 4E
Biological process (GO): translational initiation
Cellular component (GO): eukaryotic translation initiation factor 4F complex; cytoplasm
Molecular function (GO): translation initiation factor activity; RNA 7-methylguanosine cap binding
Source: RefSeq, marked provisional
GGAAACCACCCCUACUCCGAAUCCCCCGCCUACAGAAGAAGAGAAAACAGAAUCUAAUCAGGAGGUUGCUAACCCAGAACACUAUAUUAAACACCCUUUACAGAACAGAUGGGCACUCUGGUUUUUUAAAAAUGAUAAAAGCAAAACUUGGCAAGCAAACCUUCGAUUGAUCUCUAAGUUUGAUACUGUUGAAGACUUUUGGGCUCUGUACAACCAUAUCCAGUUGUCUAGUAAUUUAAUGCCUGGCUGUGACUACUCACUUUUUAAGGAUGGUAUUGAGCCUAUGUGGGAAGAUGAGAAAAACAAACGAGGAGGACGAUGGCUAAUUACACUGAACAAGCAGCAGAGACGAAGUGACCUCGAUCGUUUUUGGCUAGAGACACUGCUGUGCCUUAUUGGAGAAUCUUUUGAUGACUACAGUGAUGAUGUAUGUGGAGCUGUUGUUAAUGUUAGAGCUAAAGGUGAUAAAAUAGCAAUAUGGACUACUGAAUGUGAAAACAGGGAAGCUGUUACACAUAUAGGGAGGGUAUACAAGGAAAGGUUAGGACUUCCUCCAAAGAUAGUGAUUGGUUAUCAGUCCCAUGCAGACACAGCUACUAAGAGCGGCUCCACCACUAAAAAUAGGUUUGUUGUUUAAGAAGACACCUUCUGAGUAUUCUCAUAGGAGUCUGCGUCAAGCAAUCGAGAUUUGGGAGCUGAACCAAAGCCUCUUCAAAAGCAGAGUGGACUGCAUUUAAAUUUGAUU